Fulvia fulva is the source of this 1131-nucleotide messenger RNA. RefSeq lists its product as uncharacterized. NCBI's taxonomy places the organism in Eukaryota, Fungi, Ascomycota, Dothideomycetes, Mycosphaerellales, Mycosphaerellaceae. The transcript has a single exon. The record is from RefSeq and is a predicted model, not a curated record. Gene Ontology annotation, molecular function: protein-folding chaperone binding. Gene Ontology annotation, biological process: translational initiation. Bases 1 to 1131 code for a protein of 376 amino acids. Gene Ontology annotation, cellular component: cytosol.
AUGGUCGCAGACACGAAACUAUACGACCGCCUCGGCGUGGCUGCGACGGCGUCACAGGAAGAAAUCAAGAAGGCCUACCGGAAAGGUGCUCUCAAGAACCACCCCGACAAGAACCCUGCCGGGGCCGAGAAGUUCAAAGAGAUCUCAGAGGCAUUCGAGAUCCUAUCCGACCCCGAGAAGCGCAAGAACUACGAUAAUUAUGGCUACGACUUCAUAACAGGCAACGCUGGUCCUCCGCCUGAAGCUGGUGGAGAGAACCCAUUCGCUGGUGCAGGAGGAAUGCCAGGCGGGUUUGGAGGGUUCAGUGGUAUGCCAGGAGGAGGUGGAGGUGGUGCCAGGACAUUCCACUUCAGCACAGGAGGUGGAGGCGGUGGUCGUGGCUUUGGUGGAUUCAGUGACCCAAAGGACAUCUUCGCCGAGUUCAUGCGCGGAGGAGGAGCUAGCAUGGGAGGAGGAGGAGGAGGAGGAGAUGAGGACGACAUUUUCAGCGGUUUCCAAUCCUUUGGAGGCGCUGGUGGAUUUGGAGGUGCCCGACCCGGUGCUGGCUCAAGAGGAGCAAGCGGCUUCGGAGGACGAAGGCGAGAACCUGAAGUCGAAACCACUGUCGUCGAGAAGCCACUUCCUGUGUCGUUGGAAGACAUCUUCAACGGCGCGACGAAGAAGCUCAAGGUCCAACGCAAGACAUACGACUCGAACAGCGGCAAGCAGAACACGGAAGACAAGAUCCUCAGCGUGCCCAUCAAGCGAGGCUUGAAGGCGGGCUCAAAGAUCAAGUACCCAGACAUGGGUGAUCAGGUCGAGGGCGGUGUGCAGGACCUGCACUUCAUCGUCAAAGAGAAGGCACACCCGCUGUUCACGCGAGACGGCGACGACAUCAAGCACACAGUCGAGAUCGACCUGAAAGAAGCAUUAACCGGCUGGAAGCGAACCGUGCAGACGAUUGACGGCAAGCAGAUAUCCGUAUCAAGUGCUGGGCCAACACAACCGGAAUGGACAGAACGAUACCCAGGUCUUGGGAUGCCCAAGAGCAAGACACCUAGCGCACGGGGCGACUUUGUUGUGGGUGUCAAGAUCAAGUUCCCGACGAGCCUGACAGCGGACCAGAAGCAGAAGUUGAAGGAGAUUUUGUAA